UCUUAGGAUUUUUUCAAUUUCCAGAACUUUCCUCUCCCUUCUCAUAUAAACUCACUCUCCCUUCUCCAGAAUCAAGAAACACUUUACACUUGUUCCAAAGCUUCAAUCUUUUUCCUCUGUGAACUCUUACCAAGAAGUACAAGAUACCAAGCCUGACUCCCGAGAACCGACAUCGGGUGAAGAGUGCCUCUGGGAUCCUCUGAUCAUCGUUAGGAAGCCUAGAGAAACGUAAACUAAACAAGCGCGAUGGAGUGUGUGGUCGUGAAAGAAGAGAAAGAGACGGUGACUUGUGCUGGAGGUUUCUCUUCUUCUUCCUCAUCUUCAAGCUUCCAACCGCAGCCGAUGGAGGGGCUGCACGAAGUUGGUCCUCCUCCCUUUCUGAACAAGACUUAUGAAAUGGUGGAAGACCCUUCAACGGAUUCCGUUGUUUCUUGGAGCAGAGCUCGCAACAGCUUUAUUGUUUGGGACUCUCAUAAUUUCUCCACUACUCUGCUUCCUAAGUAUUUCAAGCACAAUAACUUCUCCAGCUUCAUUCGCCAGCUUAACACUUAUGGAUUCAGAAAAGUUGAUCCUGAUCGAUGGGAAUUUGCAAAUGAAGGGUUUCUGAGAGGGCAGAAGCAUCUACUGAAGACCAUCAAAAGAAGAAGACAUGUUUCUCAAAGUAUGCAACAGCAAAGUGAAGGACCUUGCGUUGAAGUUGGAGAGUUUGGAUUGGAAGGUGAGCUAGAGAGAUUAAAAAGAGAUAGAAGUGUGCUAAUGGCAGAAAUCGUGAGGCUUCGGCAUCAACAACAGCAGUCAAGGGAACAAAUAGCUGCAAUGGAGGAUAGGUUACAAAGUACAGAGAGAAAACAACAGCAGAUGAUGACAUUCCUUGCUAAGGCUCUCAACAAUCCAUCCUUUGUCCAGCAACUCUCUCGGAGGAGUAUGCAGAGGAGAGAACUGAGAGGUGUUGAAAUUGGGCGCAAGCGGAGACUCAUGGCAAGCCCAAGUUUAGAAAAUUUGCAAGAGGAAGCUGCUUCUAUGGCGAUUGGUGUUGGCCAAGUUGUGGAUUACACGAAUCAAGAAUUGGGAACUAUAGAAACGGAGAUAGAUACAUUGUUCUCCUUGGAUAAUGAAUCAAGCAGUGAUGUCGGGGAUCCAAUAGCAUGUUCUACACAAGGGACUGGCGUGGAUAAUUGGGGUUCUGUGAAUGAGACUAUUUGGGAGGAGUUGCUGAAUGAUGAUUUAAUUGCUGGCAAUCCCAAUGAAGAAGUUAUCCCAGAUGAUGAACUGGAAUUUGAUGUAGAAGUUGAGGAUUUGGUUGCAAAACCUGAGGAUUGGGGUGAGGAAUUGCGAGACCUUGUGAAUCAAAUGGGUUAUCUAAGGUCGAAGUCAUGAUAUAACAGAUUGCUGUUAUGAAAUGGUUUUGAUAUUGUUCUCAGUUGCUCUCUGCAACUACAUUCCUGUUUUUAUAAUGGUAUGCCUACUAAACCAGAAUUAAAUGUUUGCGUUUCUUCAAGUAUUAUUGUAUGUUCUGUCUGCGACUCAUAGGAGAAAAUUGUUUUUUUCAUACGGCAGGGAAUGUUGAAAGUUGCAGUGGGGCCAACAGAUGUUCCUGUUCUUCUGUAUCCUUCAAUGAUUGUCUAGUUUUUUCAACAUUUUCUACGAAAAUUUGUUUAAUUGGUUCUAACAAUUUGUGAUUCUAUUGAUUGUUCUCUACGACAUUUUGCAGGCAGGUGGAGCAAAGAGGAUCAUUAGGGAGGGGUUUCAAUUCCAGGCUAGUCUAAGGGGUCUUGGACUCUACCCUGCUGUCUGUCCAUACAUGUUUGAUGUUUCCUUUGCUCGAGGCUAUGCGAGUUUCUGCAAUGUUGUACAUAAGUAGAUAGAACAUAGUUUGGUAUAGUAAUUACUAAGUUGAAUGAAAUUAUUAAUUAAAAUUGGCGGUGAAAAUUUCCCCCAUGACAAAUUUUUUCUAUUUUUUUCCCUCCAUUUAACUGUAUUGAUCAGGAGACAGAUUCAUACAUAUUCAAAGGCAAUUCCUUUAACAAUAUUACUGAAUUGUUUUA
Messenger RNA from Hevea brasiliensis (rubber tree), 2045 nucleotides. RefSeq names its product heat shock factor protein HSF30. Gene Ontology annotation, cellular component: nucleus. The transcript is spliced from 2 exons. The coding region runs from base 247 to 1377 and encodes 376 amino acids. Gene Ontology annotation, molecular function: RNA polymerase II cis-regulatory region sequence-specific DNA binding; DNA-binding transcription factor activity. Lineage: Eukaryota; Viridiplantae; Streptophyta; Magnoliopsida; Malpighiales; Euphorbiaceae. The record is from RefSeq and is a predicted model, not a curated record. Gene Ontology annotation, biological process: regulation of transcription by RNA polymerase II.